Messenger RNA from Amblyraja radiata (thorny skate), 9173 nucleotides. RefSeq names its product adhesion G protein-coupled receptor G6 (gene adgrg6). Gene Ontology annotation, biological process: heart trabecula formation; cell surface receptor signaling pathway; adenylate cyclase-activating G protein-coupled receptor signaling pathway. NCBI's taxonomy places the organism in Eukaryota, Metazoa, Chordata, Chondrichthyes, Rajiformes, Rajidae. The record is from RefSeq and is a predicted model, not a curated record. Bases 427 to 7875 code for a protein of 2482 amino acids. Gene Ontology annotation, cellular component: plasma membrane. Gene Ontology annotation, molecular function: G protein-coupled receptor activity; laminin binding. The transcript is spliced from 30 exons.
AUGUUUUCUGUUUCAGUGCCAAUUUGAAGCAUUCCAACAAAUUUCUGGGUCACAGCGAGUCUCGUCAUCUUGUACCGUUUACUAGGUACAUGUACACUUUCACUUCUUUCUGGAGAUCACUUUACGUGAAAUCUGACCCAAGAGAAGGCAUGAUAUCAAAUUUAUUCCAGUAAACUCUAAGCCACAUACAGGUCUGUGUUCCAGUGAGCUUUGGUAGCACACAGAAAAGGAGACUGCCACAAAUAAACACAGAUCAAGGACAGAUGUGAAAGUUUUGGAGAAGGGGCAACCCGGAAGCUGCCUGGAUUCUGGGGCAUUAGCUAGAAAGAGAGAGCGCGGAAGCCAGCGCUCAACGAGGGGUGAAACUAAUCCGUAGAAUGCCGUUCAAGAAUCUCCCCAGCUCCGAGAAUUUCAUAUAGACCCAGGAUGUCCCAUAAAGCCAGGCUGAGGUGUGUCUAUCGAGGAGGGAGCUACUGGAGAUCUCUAUGCUGUCUGGCUGUUUUUACCAGCUGUCUCUGUCCCACAGCAGUGUUGUGCUGCUCAAGUUGCACAGAAACUCUAACUGGUUUCUCGGGCCAGUUCACAUCCCCAUGUUACCCCGUGGACUAUAGCCCUAAUUUAAACUGUAAGUGGACCAUCCUGGCCCCUCCUGGAUUUAUCAUACAGCUGACUUUUCACGACUUCGAGUUAGAGGAAGCCCAAGGAUGCCAAUAUGACUUUGUGUCAAUACAAAAUGGGGCUGAAAACAUUCAAUUUUGCGGUGUCACAGCUAAGGGUCACACAUUGAACUCUACCACGAAUGAAAUGGUUGUCACAUUCAAGACUGACUUUAGCAUCCAAAAAAAAGGAUUCAGAGCUUCCUACAGACAAGUGGCAGUCUCGCUGCGGAAUCAAAAGGUGGUGUUGGACAAUCCAUCUCAACGACAGGUUGUUUCAGUCUCCCCCUCGGUCCCCAUCCCAGACCUGGAACAAUUCACUGUAUGCCUGGAGGCCAAGUCAUCUACUGUGAAGAAGAACUGGAUCCUCUUGUCAUACGUGGAUAGCAACAACUUGCCGCUCAUUGCCCUCAGGAGCCAGGGAAGUGAUAUCCUCCUGGCAAUCUCCAACGUGGAGUGUGACGUGAGCCAACUCUGGGAGGAUCAUUUCUCUGGCGAGGCAUUCACCGCCAUUUGGCAGCAGUUGUGUGUCACAUGGGAUAGUGCCUCAGGCGAUAUCAUCACUCAGACUCAAAACAAAUAUCAGGUCAAUCCCUGCUCAGCCUCCAGAGGGAAAAGCGUUGCAGCCCAGGGUUCCCUCACACUUGCACCAGAACAAAAGGAAUCCAGCAAAACCUUCACCGGCGAGCUCUACAACUUCCGUCUCUGGGACUUCAACAUGACUGGGCAGAUGCUCGUCAACCUAUCCUGCGAUGAAGUGGGCAACGUGGUGGAUUGGGAAAACUCGUUCUGGGACAUCCCUGUCUCCACGUUGGAAGCGGACAGUGAUCUGAGCUGUGCCUCUGCAAUUCCCACCAAUCCGACUGUCCGACCUACCUGUUCGUCGUUGGGAUCAGGAUGUCAAGCCACCACACCAGUUAACUCCAACACUCUUACCACUAACUUGCACGUCACUAACAGUGUCGAUCCGUCAACUGAUGGCAUAAGUACUCCAUUCGCUGAAGUCACCACACAUGGAUCCAGAGACACCACAGAUUUGAGGCAACAAAACAACACAGUCUCCCAAAAUACAAGUUGUAAUUGCUCCAGCAAUGAAGCAGCUGGCAGCUUUAACGUCACAGAUUUGCAGAGGUCCCAGGUUCCGCUGAACCAUAGCCAGUUAAAUGAGAUCUGGCAAAGGUUUACAUCGCGCAGGAGGCAGAGAUCGGGGAAGUUCAGCAAUCCAUUGGGGAUCAUCUCCACACCACUGAGGUUCCCGUUAAGACCCAGACCCAGCAGUUUGAAACCUGGGCGAUCAAACAUGAAAGUCGCUUUGAUUGCCAAGACGGUCACCAAGAGCUCACGUGUUACUAAGGAUUCAAAGGCUUUGGCCAUGGCAGCCGGUAACGUCACUGAGAGAAAACAUCUUCCUCCAAGUGUCUUUCUCAACACUGCCAGAGAUACCAACACAGCCAGUGAAUAUGCUAACAGUGAUAAUGUCACUGGAUUGACUUCUGAAUUCAUCAGUAGGUUAAAAAAACUGAUGAGGCAGAUCUGGGACUUGAGGUUUGGUGUGAAGAAUUCAGCUGAUAAGGUUACGGAGGAUGACAAUGAGAUGUCAUCUGUUGAUCUUGAAAGUCAUGAGGCACUGAUUGAUGAAGGAAGAGACGUUGGAAUAGAUACAUUGAGAUUGAAGCCAAGUAUUUCUUCUAUAUUAUUACCUAACCAACACGAUCCUGGCAAAUGGUCAUCUAAUGUUUUAAACGUAUUGGAGAUGCAACCACAAACCCCUUUUCCAGAGUUGUACCAAACAAUGAAUCCCACUCCAAUUGAGUCUCAACAGGAAAUAAGUGCGGACAUCAUUAUGCCUCAUGGGCAUCUCUUAUAUGGCUCGCUCUGGGCACACAGCAGCAACCUGAUGCAAUUGGAAGAUACAUUGGAGCAUCUGGGAGACAAGGUCAUCACUGAGACUUCAGCACAAUCUCUUCCUGGCAAUACAGAAUCCUCUAUAGACCCCCAAGGAACCAGGUUCCUUUCCAACCAUUCCAAUACCAAUUCUUUUAGCACUGCCUUUCCCGAAGCCAACAGUCCCUUAUCCACCUGGCCAAGUUCAUUGCUGGUUCCAGGGCAAGUUGGUUCCACCAUAUCAAGCCUGCUUUUUGAGAGGAACAACAGCGUCAAUGAAACCCAACUAAUACAUGCGACAGAGUUGCUCCGCUUUGCAAACAUGGGCAGGGUGUCUAUGGCAGCAACACAAAGGCUGUUCAUUAGCACUGAACAGGUAGCAAAUCAAUUAAGGCAAUCUCAUGAGUUUAUGCUGCAUCCAAGACAGUUUUCAGUAAGAAACCAAGUAGAUGGUACUCCUGGUUUUGCUAAAGAUGUAGAUGUGAGCUCUCCGAAUGCAUCAAUAAGGCUCAACACCAAAAUGAACAAUCCAGAUGCUUUGAUGUUUAUUUCUUCAGCUCUAAUGUCAGAUAAACAAAACAUUUCUUCAAUUCCAAAUAAUCUAUUGGACGUUUCUCCGAGGCCAUCUAAAUUUGAACUCAAUGUGGGUAUCUCUCAACGACAGUCCAAGCCAAGGAAAUUCUCAAUGGGAUCUCAUGAAUCCAGAAUCAAUUUCUUCAUUUCAUCUACCAUGCAGUCAGCUAGUUCCAGAACCAUUGAGUUACACCCAGGUUUAGAAACAAGAAUUGAAUUGAGUAGGGCAACAGUCAUGACAAGAGUCCAAGAAUCUCUGCUGGAUUUUCCUUCACACAAUGAGAACAGUUGGAGAUUGUCCACGAGAGAGACCAGUAUUCCCCUCCUUUCUGUCCACAAAGGGAUUGCAGAUAAAGACUAUAGCCAGAUCUCCCUGACUGGUACCACGCUGCACAUCACACAAAGCCACCAACCUGCACCUGUCAUGACCAAAAACAAAUGGGAGAUGUCGACAAUCAGAAAUACUAGAUCGUUUACCAAAAGUACAUGGGUUCCACUUGUGGCCUUGCACACUUCAUCGAUCUCAACCUCUGAUGCUCCUUAUUUGGAGGAUGAACUCCUAACCCUGAACACUCCCAAUUCAAGGAAUGAAUCCUUAACCUCUGACAUUCCAUAUCCAGGAAAUAAAUCUGUUUCCUUUGAUGUUCCACAUCCAGGGAACAAAUCCUUUACCUCCGACACUCCACGUGGAUGGAAUGAAUCCUUCACAGCCACUAACCCGCAUCCAGGGAAUGAAUCUUUUACCUCGGAUGCUCCACAUGUAGGGAAUGAAUCCUUUACUUCUGUCAGCCCACAUUCAAGAAAUAAAUGGGUCACCUCCGACACUCCACAUAAAGGGAGUGAAUCCUUCACCCACGACAGUCCGCAUCCAAGGAAUGAAUCCUUAACUUCCAACACUCUGUAUCAAGUGAAUGAAUCCUUAACCUCUGACACCACAAAUCCAGGGAAUGAAUCCUUAACCUCUGACAUUCCUCAUCCACAGAAGGAGGCUUCAACCUUUGACACCCGUCAAGAUAAGAAUGACUCUUUAUACUCUAAUGGUCUUCAUCUGAGGAAUGAUUCCUUAAUAGUGGCUGGUCGCCUCAAGUCUUCACUGGAGACUUCAAUUGCAAGUGUUUGGAGCUCAUGGGAUGUGCUGUUGGACCAGAGACCAGAGGAGACAAUCUCGUUCCAGUUUUUGGAUGACGAUGCAGGUAUCAGAAGUGAAAACACAACUUUGCUUCACGCUGACCACCUUCCCGGACUGGAACAAACUCCAACCGUAACAACUAAUUUACUGCAUGGAUCUUUAAGUGGGACAGUGUUCUCUAGUUUUUCACUGACAAUUCCAGGAGCAUUUCAGGAUCACUCAGAUGUGAUCAUUGGCUCUUACUCCCUGGAGAACUUCAUGACCGCGAUCACACAAAGAGAAUUGGAACUGAACUUGUUUGCAUCAUCUCCGGAUAGGACUGACAUCCUCAAGGAGGAAACCUUUGGGAGUCGUGCAAUACUUGAAAGUUCAAAACAUCAGCAGGUGAUGACUCUGAUACCAGUAGAUGUGAGUGUGAAGUGGCCACCUCACAGAACACUUACCCCAUCACUAUCAGAAGGACCCCAACUCCUGCAAUCCAGUGAUAUUUUUAUAGGGGCAGAAUCUGAAAUUGGACAGGUCAGUAGAUCAGUCCAUUCAUCAAAUGACUCGCUCACCCUCAACAUGGUUUCAACAGACCAGAAGUAUGCACACACAUUGCAGCUCCACACAUCAGAGUUUCAUGUUGGAGAGCGCCACAGUUAUAAUCUGGGAGUGCAAUCUUUCCCACUCAGUGAAGGGAUAUCAGGAAUGUUCUCUGCAACAUCCAUUGGAACGCAGCCGAGUGCUGGAUCUCAAGAGCCAACACUGGAGACUACUUCGCCAAUGGAUUUUUCUGUGGUUCCUUCCAUGAGUAAACCAGCCUGGGAAAUUAUGUCAAGCACAGAGACCUACAAUCAACUGCCACAGAGCUCUCAGACCUCCACUACGCGCCUACCAAACCUUCAACCCAGUUCUUCAUCGGACACAGUUACGCCAUCUCCUCUGCUCCCCCUUGAUGUUUUUGGAUUCAAUGUGACCUUUGACUCAAGCACAGACAGUGGGGAACAGCCUACCGCCACUGACCAAGCCUCUUUGCCCUGUCUGUGCGAGGCCACAAUUGGCAUGAGCUGCUUGUGUGGAGUGUUGAUCGUCAACCGUGGUAUUUUCUACAGGACGCAGUUUUCGGUUUAUGAUCAGUCCAGUGGAAAUACUGAUAUGGGUCUGCUUAAGCAAAGAGUGUCAGCAUGGCUCACCACAUCAUUUCAGGACUGGAAUUACACUGUGUACGUCGAAUCUGUCAGUAUUUUUGAAGGCAAUGCAACUUCAGCACAUAGGAUCUCUGCCAGAUCUCUGCAAAAGAGCUACAACUGCCUGGCAAUCCUAUAUUACAACAUUACCAAAAAUAUUUACCUGGAGGAGCGAGUGGUCCAAGAAAGGCUGAUCAAUAAAUCUUCAGUCAUUGGAAACAACCUGUCCAUUAACUCGAUCCAUGUACAGCCCAUAGUGAACUGCACCUUCGAAAAAAACCCUCAGUAUACAUGGACGUCCACCAGACCAAUGAGCACUUUGCUCCUGCCCUGUCACACCAAUCCCAGCCAGUUCGCCAGCAGGAAGUGUGUUUUAAACACACAGAAUUACACAUCAUACUGGGAGUCACCUAACAUGAGUAACUGUUCGAACAGCUCCAACACCAGUGACUUUCCACCGGUAUCUGCAGAAAAUGCGGCUGAGGUGGCCUUCCUGCUCCUUGACUACUCUGCGGACAAGAACCUCACCCGGGAGGAGGUGGACCUGCUGUUGGAUACACUGAAUCAGAUCGUCAUCGUGGCUGAGAUCAACUCGUCCUUGGCGUCCACUGUUCUGACGGUCCUGUCCAAUAUUCUCUCGAGUUCGGACACCGCGCUCACCACAUCUUCACAAGUGGCUUUGAGGACAGUGGACGCGUUGACGGCCAAGAUGAUCUUCGAUGGACCAUCAGUGAACAUCUCCACCCCCAACCUGGCCAUUGGGAUCUCCACCAUUGAUGCUCAGACCUACAAUGGGACCUCCUUCCGACUGGGGUCUCACAAUGGAGAGUCCGAACUGGAGGUUACUUUUGACGGGAAAGCACGGACUGACAGCCUGGCUGAAGUUGAACUGCCUCUUAGUGUGCUGGAGAAGCUGACAGAAGAGGAGGCCAAUGCUGUGUCCAGGGCCCAGUUUGCCUUCUUCAGAAGGACAGGACUCUUCCAGGACCCGCGAGGAUUCGAUCUGCAGAGCUUUGUGGUGGCCAGCAGCUUGGAUAAUAUAACCAUCAGUAACCUCUCCGAACCUGUCAGGAUCCGGAUCAGACACAGGAACCCUCAGGAGGCGUUUAAGCCACUCUGCGCCUUCUGGGAUUUAACACUGAACAACGACAGUGGUGGCUGGAACACUCAAGGAUGUCGCGUCGAUCCUAGGUCCAGCGCCAAUGAAACCAUCUGCCUGUGCAACCACCUCACGCACUUUGGAAUACUGCUGGACAUCUCAGGGAUGGCUCAAAAGAUCGAUGCGGUUAAUACGAAGAUCCUGACCUUCAUCACUCACAUAGGAUGUGGGAUCUCAGCCAUCUUCUCGGCAACAACCCUUCUCACAUACGUGGCGUUCGACAAACUGCGUCGUGAUUAUCCGUCAAAGAUCCUGAUGAAUCUCAGCACUUCGCUCUUCUUCCUGAACUUUAUCUUCCUGAUCAACGGCUGGAUAGCGUCGUUCAACAUCGCCGGGCUGUGCAUUGCCGUUGCGGUUCUUCUUCACUUCUUCCUGCUGGCUUCCUUCACCUGGAUGGGGCUCGAAGCAGUUCACAUGUACAUCGCCCUGGUCAAGGUCUUCAAUACCUACAUCAGAAAGUACAUGCUCAAAUUCUGCAUCAUCGGCUGGGGCUUGCCUGCACUGGUGGUGUUAAUCGUCUUUUCAAUUCGCACGGAUUUCUACGGGGUAUCAGUGUAUGGCAAGGACGACACAGACAGUGGCUCCGAAUUCUGUUGGAUCGAGGAGAAGGUGGUUUUCUACGUGACCUGCGUCUGUUACUUUGCGAUCCUCUUCUUGAUGAACAUCUCUAUGUUCGUAGUGGUGUUAAUCCAGAUCUGCGGAAGGAAUGGGAAGAAGAGCAACCGUAACCUGAGGGAGGAGAUCCUGCGCAAUCUCCGAAGUGUCACCAGCUUGACGUUCCUCUUGGGAAUGACGUGGGGCUUUGCAUUCUUCGCCUGGGGCCCAGUGCACCUCAGCUUCAUGUACCUGUUCGCAAUCUUCAACUCCAUACAAGGCUUCUUCAUAUUUGUCUUCCACUGCGCUCUGAAGGAAAAUGUACAGAAACAAUGGAGACGAUACCUCUGCUGUGGCAGAUUCAGACUAUCAGAAAAUUCAGACUGGAGCCGAACGAUCACAAACACCACAAAGAAAGUCAGUUCCGAAAACCUGGGCAAGUCCCUUUCCUCCAGCUCCAUCGGUUCCAACUCCACCAGCUGGACCAGCAAGUUCAAGUCUGGUUCCAGCCUCUUCAAAAGCAGCACUAAGGAUGGCCUGUUUGCAGCUGUGAGGUCAUCGAAAUUUGGCCACUUGGACGCCCGCCAGGAUCCCAUUGUUCCCAUCCACAAUGGCUUGGACAAGGUCUCAUCCUACUACCCAACCCACUCAGACAACUUCUACAAGAACAUAAUGAUGUCCGAAAACUUCAGCCACAGCACAAAGUUCUGAGCUGUCCCGACAAGUGAGAGAGAGAAGGAACUGAGGAUGGGUUCUGGAAGGAAGCUGAGGGGCUUCUCAUGGAUGCGCUGGUCAAUCUGUAAAUGGGCAGCAGGCCUCUCACCGCAAGGGUUGUGGGAGUGAAUGAAAGAGUGAGUUUAAUCAGAGACUUCAGGUGAAAUUGUACACUGCCAGAGUAGUCAUUAGUUCAUUAAUGGACGUCAUCUAAACUCUGAAGAUCGUCAUCUUUUAUCCACUCUCACUAUCACUACUUAAGCAACCAGUGACACUACCCAAAGCCCCAUUGACAAUUCCUAGGAACCCAAUGACACUUCCUAGGGUCGCAUUGACGGUACUUAGGAACCCAUUGACACUUCUGAGUAACCCUUUGACAUAAAUUGGGAAAACACAAAGUGCAGGGAAAACUCAGUAGGUCAAGCAGUAUCUGGAGGUAAUGACCAGAUGAUAUUUUGAGUUGGGACCCUUCUUCAGACUCUGACGGUCUGGGACAUGGUAGCCUAGUGUUCAUUACUAUUUAGAAACCCAUUGACAUUAUUUGAGCACCUACUUACAGUGAUCCUACAGCAAUCCCAUUCUCCCCAUAUUACAAUCAGUUACCCUUAGAUUCUACCCCUCGCAUACAUAUAGGGCAAUUUACCAUGGGCAAUUAACUCACCGACCCCCUCGAUCUUUGGGACGUGGGAGAAAACAAGAGGUCCUGGGCGAAACCUACAUGGUCACAGGGAGAAUGUGCAAAGUCCACACUGAUAGCACUGAAGGCCAGUAUCCUACACGGGUGAGAUAGUGGCUCUACCAUCUGCAACAUGGUGCUGUCCUAGUGCUGUUGGAGAUGCUCUAUUUGGGAUGAGGUAUUAAUGUGACGCCCUAUCUGCUCUCUCAGAAUGAUGGAAGUGAUCCCAUGGUCAAUAUUUUGAAGAAGGUCAAGUUUGUUUGAUUCGGAAAGCUGCUCCAGACCCUCACACACACUUAUUAAAAGAAGAAUCCCUGGUUAUUAUAAAGCUGUUGAUUUUGCUGUGUGCAAACAAAGCAAGUACUCAAAAAAAUUACUUCCUUGGCUGUGAAGCACUUUGACACAUUAUAGGCAAUCCUUUCUCUCGUUGGAACCAUUUCAGAGAUCAAGGGUCAUGUUAUCACGAUCACCCCUUCAUCUGAAAAGUGCCUUAAAUCUGUGACUAAUAUUUGCAAAUGUAUUUAUUCCAAAAAAUAUUGUAAUUUGUCUGCUUGUGUGUUCCUUGUUUAACGUUACCUGUACUUGUGGCUGCAAUAAAAGUCUGCAAUACCAACAUGCA